AGUAAGAGGAGAGAUCAAAAACCAAAAAACGCUUUGAAAACUGAUAGAGAGAGAAAGAGAAAGACCAAAACCAAAAACAGAGAAAGAGAAAUAGAGAGAGAGAGAGAGAGAGACAACACAGUGGUUGUGUGUGUGUGAGAGAGAGAGAGAGAGAGAGAGCUCUGUAAAUCCAGACCCUCCUUUCUCAUCUUGUUGUUGAUGUUGUUGUUUGUUAGAUUAGAUUACAGAUAGUCUCCAUUUGAUCAGAGCCUCUCUCUCCCCCAUUCCUUAAUUGUACAGAGGGCGAGGUUGUUCUGGAACCGUGCAAUCCAAGUCCGGCUUUCGUUGUUGUUUGUCGGAGUGGUGGUGGUGGUGGCCGUACAAUGGAGAGGUACGGUCGGAACACGGAAGGGACGCAGUCGGAUCCGUCGCCGGAGUGGAGCGGUCCGGGACCGGAAACCGGGCUGGAAGAAUCCAUGUGGCAGUUGGGCCUCGGACCCGGAGAAUCGUACCCGGAACGGCCCGAGGAGGCCGAUUGCAGUUACUAUCUCAGGACUGGGAUUUGUGGCUACGGCUCGAGGUGUCGGUACAAUCACCCCCGUGAUCGUACUGCGGUUACCGGAGCUCUGAGAGCUGGGGCGGUGGAGUACCCCGAGCGACUGGGCCAGCCUGUGUGCCAGUAUUAUAUGAGGACAGGGACGUGCAAAUUUGGCGCCACUUGUAAGUAUCACCAUCCUAAGCAGGGAGGAGGCUCUGCGGCCCCUGUAUCACUAAAUUACUAUGGAUACCCAUUACGACCGGGUGAAAGAGAGUGUUCCUACUAUGUGAAAACUGGACAGUGUAAGUUUGGUGCAACUUGUAAAUUCCAUCAUCCACAGCUGACUGGCACACAAUCUCAAGUGCCAUCACAAGCCCAAGCUUCAAUUAUACCUGCACCCACAUUGUAUCAAACUGUGCAAACUCCAUCCGUUUCCUCACAGCCCUAUGGAACAGUAAUGGUUGCAAGGCCUCCUUUGCUACCUAGCUCAUACGUUCAAAGCCCCUACGGUCCAAUGCUGAUUCCCCCUGGAAUGGUUCCUUUCUCAGGUUGGAGUCCAUAUCCGGCUGGUGCAAGCCCAUUAGCGUCUCCUAGUACUCAAACCGCUGUUGGUUCAGGGGCACUUUAUGGGAUAAAUCAACUAUCUCCUUCAGCGCCUGCAUAUACAGGAAUCUUUCCAACUGUACCUUUUUCUCUUGGUCCUCCAACCUCUAGCCAGAAGGAGCAAUCUCAUCCUGAAAGACCUGGCCAAGCAGAAUGUCAGUAUUACCUGAGAACAGGGGAUUGUAAAUUUGGGUCCUCAUGUAGAUAUCAUCAUCCAGCAGAAGUUGUUGCACCAAAUACACCUGUUGUCCUUAGCUCCAUUGGUCUUCCGUCGCGCCCGGGUGCACCACUUUGCACUCACUAUGCACAACGUGGAGCAUGCAAAUUUGGGGCUGCAUGCAAAUUUGACCACCCAAUGGGAACACUCAGUUACAGUCCAUCAGCGUCUUCUCUCACCGAUAUGCCAGUUGCCCCCUACCCAGUGGGAUCGUCAAUUGGUACGCUAGCCCCAUCAUCUUCAUCGUCAGAAUUGCGGCCUGAACUUAAUUCAGGCACCAGCAAGGACUCAGUUUCUGCCAGAAUGUCUUCAUCACUGAGCACUGUUAGUGGAUCAGUUGGUUCUACUGUUUCUAAGGAUGGUGUUGCCCAUUUGGGUGGCCAACUGUCUGCUCAGGGUUCUGGCCCUUCAACUACCAGUGACAACAGUACAGAGUCUCAUAGUUCAAGUUAAGCAAGGUCAAGGGACUUUCCAUUGUUCUUUUUUGAUCAACUAUUCAACUUUCUCCAACCAAAAUAUCGUUUUUCUUUUUGCAAGUCCUCCAACAGAGGCUUCAUAUCUCACUGGCUUAGCAUACUCAGUUACAUUCAUCUCUGUGUUAUAUCAUCUUUAUAUGGCCCUUCCAUUUUAUCUUGAAUAAGCAAUGGCCAACCUCCAAAAGUUUAGCAAACCCAAUACAGCCUUCCACCUUUCUCUUUAAUAACCAAGAAAAAAGCUUCCAUUAGGCAAUUCCAUCUCCUGUUCUCCGAUUUUGGAAUGUGUUAUCUUCAUCUGUGCUCGAGCCCUGUCCAGAUUGAAAAGAUUAGUUCCACGGUUUCAUGCUUUCACAUUGACCGUGCAUUCAUGUCUAUCCCUUUCACAUUGACCGUGCAUUCAUGUCUAUCCUUUCCUAAGUUUUCUUUUAAAUUGGGGAACAAGCUUUCAGUUCAUCUUGGGAAUUCGAAUUCAUGUUUCCCCCUACUUUUUGUCCAAGGUCUAUUUUGAGAAAAGAGAAGCAAUUCAAAGACCCAAGGAGGCAUCAACAAUGCUACUUUAUAAGGGAUUAGAUACAUAGUUAUGUUGUCAAUGAAAAUGCUUGACCAUGUUAUUGAUGAAUUUAUUAUGAAAUACAAAGUAUACUCUUGACUGUAUUAAUUAUAAUCUCUCUUCCUGAUCA
This is a messenger RNA of Rosa rugosa (rugosa rose), 2493 nucleotides long. RefSeq names its product zinc finger CCCH domain-containing protein 34. The transcript is spliced from 7 exons. The coding region runs from base 363 to 1790 and encodes 475 amino acids. The record is from RefSeq and is a predicted model, not a curated record. Gene Ontology annotation, molecular function: metal ion binding; mRNA binding. NCBI's taxonomy places the organism in Eukaryota, Viridiplantae, Streptophyta, Magnoliopsida, Rosales, Rosaceae.